Molecule: messenger RNA, 420 nt
Organism: Paramecium octaurelia
Lineage: Eukaryota; Ciliophora; Oligohymenophorea; Peniculida; Parameciidae
Source: the annotation of a GenBank genome assembly
GAACGUUGUGCAGAUGUAAAUACCCAAAAAUAGAAAUGUUAUUGCUGAAUUAAUUAAUCCAAAUUUAGAGCUGAAGUCAAGCCCUUUUAAGCCUAAUCCUAAUGUAAAACUAUAUUCAUUAGCAGUCGUCAUAAAUAUUCUUAACAGAUCACUAUAAAGGAAUUCCCUAAUCGUAAUUAAUGCCCAUUAAAAAGUAAAAUGCUUGAACUUUGCUUAAAGUUUAAGAAAAUACAAUUGAAUAUUUGAAGUAGAAUCAUUUUAUAUUAAUAAUUCAUCUUUAGAUGCAAGUAAUUUAAUAGCUAUUAUAUUGGCUACAAUAUAAAAUGCAAGGCCAAUAAUGAACAAAGAGAAAAUGGAUGCAAAAUUAAGAAUGAAGCAUGAGUACAUACCUUGACUUCUAAUUUUGAAUGGAACUGUAAU